Molecule: messenger RNA, 1550 nt
Organism: Daphnia magna
Lineage: Eukaryota; Metazoa; Arthropoda; Branchiopoda; Diplostraca; Daphniidae
Product: trypsin-1
Exons: 6
Coding region: 115-1305 (396 amino acids)
Biological process (GO): proteolysis
Molecular function (GO): serine-type endopeptidase activity
Source: RefSeq, a predicted model, not a curated record
CAAAAUCACUAUCCGUCAGCAUUUUAUCACGACAAAGAUGGACACUAGUACCGUGUAAAAUAGGGGAAAUAGUCAGUUGUCCGUCAUCAGCAGAACUAGCAGUCAAGUCCAGUUAUGAGGAACAUUUUAAUAUUUUCGCUCCUGGUCGCUUUCGCCACAGGAGCACCGCAAGAUAUUUCUGACCGCAUCGCGGGCGGAAGUCUAGCAGUUGAAGGCGAGUUUCCCUACAUCGCUUCUAUUCAGCUUGAGCGUCGCCACUUUUGCAGUGGUUUUAUCUACAAUGAGCGAUGGAUUUUAACAACAGCCUCCUGUGUUUACGGACUUUUACCAACUCAGUUGGAUGUUGCUGUGGGCAUCAUAAGCUUUUCAGAACCCUCCGCUCAACAGCAGAUAAUUGCAGUGUCGUCCAUUUCCAUCAACGAUCAGUAUGACCCGUUAACUAAAAUGAACGACAUCGCCUUACUAUCCCUUUCGCGGCCCGUAGUGUUCGGUACUGCUGUGCAGACCAUACGGUACGACGAAGUGGAUGAAACAAUAAAUACAGCCGUUACCAUGGGAUGGGGAGCAACAACGGAGGGUGGCCUAGAAACCUUGAAGCUUCGUAAGACAGAGCUCACAAUGCCAGCUGAUUGCUUAAGCUACGGUUCGAUAGAAUUCGACAAUAAUUACAUGAUUUGCGCUGGCAGUGAUGUUUCGAGUCCGUGCCAAUAUGACGAAGGAUCUCCAUUGGUACAAAAUGGUAUUGCUGUGGGGGUUAUGUCCAAAAAUCAAGGCUGUGGGGUUCCUUACGUUCCAAGCAUUUUUACUCGAUUAUCUGUCUAUUACUAUUGGCUUAAUGUCAUCGCAGGACAGCAGCCAUUACCAACUGCCACAACAACAACGAAACCAACGACCACUACUACUAUUGUUGUUCCGACCGCUCCCUGUAUUAAUUGUGAGACUCCCCCACCAACUACCACCACGAUAGUGAUCCCAACAGCUCCGUGUCUGAACUGUGAGACUCCCCCACCAACUACCACCACGAUAGUGAUCCCAACAGCUCCGUGUCUGAACUGUGAGACUCCCCCACCAACUACCACCACGAUAGUAAUCCCAACAGCUCCGUGUCUGAACUGUGAGACUCCCCCACCAACUACCACCACGACAGUGAUCCCAACAGCUCCGUGUCUGAACUGUGAGACUCCACCAACGACAACUGUUGCCCCGAUUGUUCCUACAGCACCUUGUUUGAAUUGCGAGCCCGCUCCUGAAACUACUACCGUUCUAGUCGUUCCAACGGCUCCUUGUAUCGGCUGUGAUGCCUAGGCCGUCGUAAUUGCCUAGUUUAAUAUCGAUGCAUCGGCUAAUUUGCAUAUGAAUAUCUAGAAUUUAUAGUGCGCUAACCAAGCAAUAGUUCCAAGUAAAAACGAAAAAAGAAUUGUAGAGUAGUAAUACAAUAUAGCCUCAUCAAAGCGUCCACGUAUAGUAGGCUACUGCUAUGUAGCGGUGUUCUCCUUAUUUAACAACGAAAUAAACGCCCAGACAGUGUCCUUGUAGGACUUUUAAAGUAA